Messenger RNA from Linnemannia hyalina, 288 nucleotides. The record is from the annotation of a GenBank genome assembly. NCBI's taxonomy places the organism in Eukaryota, Fungi, Mortierellomycota, Mortierellomycetes, Mortierellales, Mortierellaceae.
AUGUCUGACUUUGGAAACUACGGCGGCGGCUCCAUGGAGGCCAAGAAGCAGCAAGUCAUGGACCAGGUCCGCAGCGAGCUCGCUCUCGCUAACGCCCAGGAGUUGAUCAACAAAAUCAACGAGAAGUGCUUCGCCAAGUGCGUGAUCAAGCCCGGCGCCAAGUUGAGCGGUGGCGAACAGGACUGCCUCUCCAAGUGCAUGGAUCGCUACAUGGAGGCAUGGAACAUCGUCUCCCGCACCUAUAUCAACCGCGUCCAGCGCGAGUCGCAGAACGCUGGUGGCAUGUAA